Molecule: messenger RNA, 13694 nt
Organism: Monopterus albus (swamp eel)
Lineage: Eukaryota; Metazoa; Chordata; Actinopteri; Synbranchiformes; Synbranchidae
Gene: sacs2
Product: sacsin molecular chaperone 2
Exons: 6
Source: RefSeq, a predicted model, not a curated record
UUUGGGGCAACAGCGCCGCCCUUCAUUGACUACCUGCAAGAUAUACUACGUCGGUAUCCAGAUGGUGGACAGAUUUUGAAGGAGCUGAUUCAAAAUGCAGAUGAUGCUCGAGCCACAGAGGUGGUUUUCAUCCACGAUGAGAGAAGCUAUGGGACUGAGAGCCUUUGGACUGAUGAACUGGGAAAAUACCAAGGCCCUGCUCUUUAUGCUUACAACAAUGCUGCAUUCACUGACGAAGACUGGGAAGGAAUUCAGAUGGCCGGGAGGAGUGUUAAGCGCAAUGACCCAAACAAAGUAGGGAGGUUUGGAAUCGGCUUCAACUCCGUUUACCAUACAACAGAUGUGCCAGGUAUAUUCAGUUCGGGUCACCUCGGCAUGAUGGAUCCCCAAGAGGAAAUAUUUGGAGAAGGUAAAGGAGGGUUUCGGUGGUCUAUGGAUGAUGCGGAAGACCGGGAAACUUUGAUGACGAUGCAUGAUCAGUUCCAGCCUUUUCGAGAUAUAGUUUCACUUGUAAAUGGACAAAACUGGUCAAAAGUUGUCUUGGAGGAUCAGCACUUGGACGGCACAAUUUUCCGAUUCCCCUUGCGCAACAAGGCAUCGGAUAUUUCAGAUAAUCUAUAUGACUCUGCUAAGGUGGUUGAGCUUUUUGAUAGCUUCAUUGCGGAUGCAGACUUAAGCCUCCUGUUCCUCAAAAAUGUGACCUCUGUGUCACUGAUACAUAUUAACAUACAUGGCAAAGAUAACAUCAGACUUCAAGUGAAAUCCUCAGUCCCCAGAGAUGUCAUUUUGGAGUCAACAGAGGGGUCUAUCAUCAAAGGGUCAACGAGGUUCAAACUGAUAACCCUCAAUUCAGAAGACCACAAAGAAACAAAGUGGCUUGUGACAACAGGUACCAUGAAAGAAGGCAAUGUAGGAAAUCUUGAUUCACUUGCAAAAAAGUUGAGUUUUUUUCCUCAAGUUGACUUGGCAUUACCUUGUGGCGAGAAGAGAGACUGUGGUGAGAGCAGACUGAGCUGCUUUCUCCCUCUCCCAAACAAUGAAUCCAACAAGACAGGACUCCCGGUUUAUGUCAAUGCAUGCUUCGGGCUUACAGACAAUAGAAGGCACAUAAAGUGGCAAGAAGAAGACCAGAAACAUGAUGAGCAAGCAAUCUGGAAUGAACUGUUGAUGGAGGAGGUGCUCCCACAGACAUACCUCAUGAUGAUUCAAGAUGCCAUCCAACUGGCUCAACAGUCUAUCCUCCCUGUCUCCGUCUAUGAUCUGUGGCCAGAUAUUGCUCAGAUACAGCACAAAGACAAAUGGCGUGAUGUUGCUCUGGUUGUUCUUCGUCACUUAUUCAGACAGAACAUGGCUGUCCUCUCGCUUGCUAAAGAUGAAACAAAGUUUAUCACCCCAUCAGAAGCUGUGUUUCCCUGCAAUGGUCCAACAAGCUCUGACAUAUUGGCCGCCAUUAAAAGUACUUUGGUUUCCUGUGGAGAAAAUCUUGUUGCGUUACCAGAUAAUGCUACACGAGCUAUAAAUGAGGCCUAUCCAGACCUCAGCAGCCUAAAAAGAGUGACCCCAGCUUUCCUAAGGGACAUUCUGCACAGGAUCGGUGUGCAUAACAUCUCUAAAGAUGACAAACUUUGUCUUUUGGAGUACAUUUUGAGUGAUGGAAAAUACAGAGAGCUCGAGGGUCUUCAGCUGCUUCCACUCUGCGAUGGCUCUUUCAGAUCUUUCACAAACAGAGAGAAGGACACUGCUUUAAUUGACAGCAAAGAAUUUCCAAGAGUCUUGCUGCCAUGCUGCAAACACCUCUUCAUUCCAGAUGAUCUCAGUCCAACCUGCAGAACUCACCUGAAGGAGCUGGCCACAAGAAAGUUCUUCAAGGUCAUCAACAUUGAUGCAGACCAAGUGGCUAAAUAUACAAGGAGGUAUUUGCCACAGGACUGGAAGCAGACGAAGGCCAGGCUUGUUACCUGGAACAGCAGCAGCGGUCAACAUCCACCUUUUGACUGGCUCCAAGAAUUCUGGAAAUUUCUUAACACCCACUUCAAAGAGUUAAGUCAUUUUGAUGAAUUACCAUUAAUACCAGUCACUCCGCUGUCUGUCAGUCAGCCUGUUUCACUAGCACGACUACAACAAAACACAACACUCAUAUUUCAGAAGAGUAAGCAACUUAGCUUGCCAGAUCAAAUAACUCAGUUGGUGGACAAAGUUGGUGGCACAGUGGUGAGAGAAAACAAGUGGCUCAGGCACGAAGACCUAGAUUCUUAUGUGCUCUCCCCAUCUCCAAGGAGUGUGAUGAAAAUACUGCUGAAUUUAGAUUCUCAGCAUCUCAUCAAAGAACUCAAGACUGUCUCUCACAGAGCACGAGAAGACCUGAAAGAUUAUCUGUCUCGUCUGGAUUCUCUCUCAUGUAAUGAGAAAGAUUUACUCUCAAAUUUACCUCUGUUUGAAACCAUGAAGGGACCUUGUGUUGCUGCUCAAUCAAAACAGGCAGUGCUUCUAAUUUCGGGUCUAAAAGUACCAUCAGAGCUCCCUAUGCCUGAUUCAGUUGUGCAAUGUGCUACUGAGGCAGAUCGUCGACUUUUACAGCUACUCAAGGUUAAACUUUUGGACACAGCUGAAGCAGCUACUAUCCUCAUUGACUGUAUUGAGAAGGGGGCUUGCAGCAAAGAAGAGGCUGAGAAAAUAAUGAGAUGGAUUUUACAGCAUGGCAAUAUCCUUUUCUCUCAAAAUCAGAUGUUGAAACGCAGAUGUAAGGACUUGAGGUUCAUUGAAGUGAAUGGAGAGCUGAAAAAGACCUCGAGCCUCUUUGAUCCAAGAAUUCAAACUUUCACUUCCAUUUUUGAGCCAGAUUUCUUCCCUCCAUCUGCAUACAGUGGCACUUCACAGAUGCUUGACAGCCUAACAGAUCUUGGACUCAUAAAUAAAGAAGCAGAUGUGUCACCUGAGCAUUUGUUGCAUGCCGCCACACUGAUUGACAGACUGCAUGUUGACGGUCAAUCUCAGACUGAUGCUCUCAAAAGAGCUCAGGUGUUAUUGAAAAUGUUGGAUGCUAAUGAUCUCCUGUCAAAGUUUUCUCAUGAGCAGCUUCAACACCUCAAAAAGCUAAACUGGGUCCCAUGUGAUAAACAAUGCAAUGACACAGUUCAGCAAAAUAGUUUCUUCUGCCCAGAUGAAAUAAGACAUUCAAGGUAUAAGGACAUUGUUGGGCAUGUAAUGCCUCUGGUAGGGAAUCUCAGUGACAGAGUUGGCAACAAACUUGGUCUCCUAGCCCAACCUCCACCUGAAAAAGUGAAAGAAAAUUUGUCAAUCUUGGCAUCAAAAGCACAGAAAAUGUCCAAUCCUGACACAAAUGUGGAUUUCAAAAGAAAGUUGCAUAGCAUUUACAAACACAUGCAAGACCACAUGUCUGACUUUGCAACAGUGAUGAACACAGACUCAUGCUGGCUGUGGAGCCACAACCGGUUUGUAUCAACCAAGGAUCUGGUUCUUGACUACCCAUGUAAUCUAGAUCUGAGUGCUUACAUUGGGAAGGUGCCAAAGGAAUUUCUGCCAUACAAGAAGCUACUCCAGAAGUUUGGCCUGAGAUCAUUGCUUUCAGAUGAAGAAGUUGUUGGCAUCCUUCAGUCUAUCCAGAAAACCAUUGAUGAAAGGCAACAGCCAUUUGCAAGCUCCUCUGAUGUUAAAGUGUCAGUUGAAAUUCUUAACUGGCUAUGGAAGGAGAAGAAGACGGUUCAAGAUGACAUCCCAGUGCCAGUCCUCGUAGAGCGUGAACAGUAUACCCUGAAACCACGGUCAAAGGCAGUGUUCUGCGACUUAAGCAAAAGUGGGUUGAAAGAGUUUAAAUACAGCCAGGAGAAAAUUCAUGUCCUUCAUGAGGAAAUCCCAAAAGCAGCAGCGGAAUGGCUGAAUAUUCAGUUUCUCAGUACACACAUCCUUGAUCCAGAGUUAGUGGGAAUAGAACAGUGUGGACAAUCUGAACCAAUUACAAUGAGGAUUAAAAACAUUCUUAAAGAGUAUGAUGAAGAAAGUGACAUCUUCAAAGAACUCAUUCAAAAUGCAGAGGAUGCUGGAGCAGAGGCCUGUAAAUUCUUGGUGGAUUUCAGAGUACACAGAGAAGCCCCUGAAAGUCUCAUUGACCCUGACAUGGCCCUUUGUCAGGGACCUUGUCUUUGGUCUUACAAUAAUGAGCAGUUCACAGCUGAGGAUUGGGAAAAUAUUGUCAGAGUUGGCUCUGCCUCAAAGGAAAACAAGGUGGAAAAAAUUGGAAAGUUUGGACUUGGAUUCAAUACAGUGUAUCAUGUGACAGAUGUUCCUUCCAUCCUUAGUGGCAGCAGUCUUCUCAUACUUGAUCCAAAUGUCACUCAUCUUAAGAAGCACAUCAGACACAAAACAAAUCCUGGACUCAAGCUUGAUCUCUCCAGGCAGCACCUUUUUCAGUGGUUUCCUGGUCAGUUUGGACCAUAUGAACGCAUUUUUGAUUGUAAUGUCUCCAGACCCUAUCCAGGCACUCUGAUCAAACUACCUUUCCGAACUGAAGAAGAGGCACUCAAGUCAGAAAUAAGCACUAAGGUGUAUCACAAGCACAAUAUCAUCACUGUUCAACAGCACUUUACCGAGAAUUCACAGAUUCACCUGCUUUUUCUCAAAAACAUCAAUACAGUGUCUCUACAGAGUAUCUCAAACAAUGCAUCAACUCCACCAAGAGAUGACGAAAUGGAAACUGUCCUUACUGUCUCCAAAAUCACCCUGAGUACAGUGAAGAUUCCUGAUGAAACCAGUGCAUCAAAGCAGCGUCAAGCUGAAAAAUCACUAAUGAAACUUGAUGGAAAAUGUAAAGAGGUAAUUGACUGCUGCACAGUGAGCAUUGUCCAAAUAACUAGUCAGCAAUCUGGUGUUACUGAAGUGCAGUCCUGGCUCCUGUACAAUUGUUUUGGGACAUAUCAGUCCUUGAAUAUGGCCCUUCAAGAAAACAAGAAAGCCAAGUUCUCUUUGCCCAUUGGGGGGAUUGCUGUGCCUUUGCAAAAUGAUCCAAAAACUGGGAAAUUUGCCUCAUUACAAACUAAUCUUGUUGGACAGGCAUUUUGUUUCCUUCCUCUUUCUAUUCACACUGGUCUUCCAGUCAAUGUAAAUGGAACAUUUGCAGUGACCAGCAACCGAAAAGGCCUGUGGGAGAGUGGAGUGAAACAUGACUGGAACCAAGCUCUUCUUCAGGAUCCUGUAGUGACAGCAUAUGUUACUGCACUCUUGGCACUAAAGGAAAUGUCUGAAAACAAGCAACUAGAAGCAUACUGUUAUCACACCUUUUGGCCUGAUCGAGAGAAAGUGAGCAACACAUUCAAGCCUUUGGUGGAUGCGUUUUACUUGGCCAUUGCCCAACCAUCCACUGGCCCCAAGCUCUUUAGUGAUGGAGAACACUGGUGCUCAAUGAACAGUGCCAUAUUUCUACAUGAGAGCAUUGAAGAGGAUAAAGACAUCGGUACACUUGCAAUGCAGGUGUGCAAGAAAUAUGCAGAAGCACCCAGCUGGGUGGUUCCUCUUCCAUUGUGGUUGAGAAAUAGCUUCAAACGGGCAGGCCUAGAACAGGUUUUACAGAACAGAACAUGGAACUGGGAGAAGUUUUUCCAAGAAGCUGUGUUUAAUAACCUUGGCACUAUGGACCCUGUGAGUAGAGAUGCUCUUGUGCUGCAUGCUAUUGACCUCCACAACAAAGAAAUUGACAAACUACUGGUUUCCUAUCCAUGCGUCCCCACAAGAGGCGGGCAACUCCAAUAUAUCAAGAAACUUGUGAAUCCAUCUGGGAAAGUGGCCUGUCUUUUUGAACCACAAGAAGGACGCUUGCUUGUUGGAACAAAAAAUGACUUUUGCUCCCCCAAAAGAAUUCAGCGCUUGUUGGAACUUGGAAUGGCAAAUGAUCAUCUCCCACUGGAUGACAUCACAGAGAAAUCAGGCGCAAUCGCCAGAAUCUGGAGCACCGACAGAAAGAAAGCAUAUGGGCAAUUGAAAUGUCUUCUUGAACUCAUGAAGGAUCACAUACACGAUGAAGGCUCUUUCCACUGGCAAACACUGAGGACGACUGAGUUUCUCCCAGCAUUUUCAGCUGGCGAUACAAAAAUGGAAAGAAAUGUAACCCUUAGGAGUCCCAUUGAUGUUUUCAGUGACAAAUGCUCUCUACUCAUUAACAUGACACAGCCUGUGCUGGAUCAUACCAAUUUGAAAAUACACAACACUGAUCCAGUCCUAACCCUAUUGGGAGUUCAUGACAGUCCAAGUCCUGAGAUGGUGUUUCAGCAGCUGCAAGAAGCAUGCCAACAAUCUCAAUCCAUUGACAGUGCCAUGCUUCACCAAAUAGCAUAUGAAUGCUAUACGUUUCUAGAUCAGUGGCUCUGUGAUUCCGGGGAUCCCACUUUAGUUUCACAGAGGGCAAAUUCAUUCCCAUUCAUCCUUGUUGGCAAUACAUUUGUAAAAGUGAACCAUGUUGCUGAAAAUGAGCAAUUUGAAGCAAAACCCUAUCUCCACGUCCUCCCACGUGCAUUUACAGUUUUCGAGAAGCUCUGGGAAAGUGUCGGUGUUGAAAAAAGGUUUACAAUCAGCCAGUUUCAAACUGUGUUCCAGGAGCUGCACUCUCAACAUGGAAACAAGCCACUUCCAAACAGUGAUCUAACAAUGUGCCUCACAGUAUUAAACACAGGGAUAUUUCAGGCCAAAGAGAAGACACUGGAUGACUUUCUGAUACCAAAUAAGCAUGGCAUUUUACAACCUGCAAGUGAACUGUUUUACAAUGACAGCCCAUGGAUGCCAGUGGAUGAAGGUAUCACAUUAUGCCAUGAGAAUAUCUCACGUGCUAUGGCUCACUACUUUGGAAUCACAACAACCAGGCACCAUACUUUGCAAAACCACAUAAUUGAGGACAUUUCACCAUUUGCUUUUCAGUUUGAACAACACGAGCAACUGACUGUUCGAAUUAAAAACAUCAUUUCAUCAUAUCCGUCAAAGAAGGAUAUCCUUAAAGAGCUUAUCCAAAAUGCUGAUGAUGCUGAGGCGACGGAAAUUCACUUUGUUUGGGACAAACGACAACAUGGCACAAACAGAACAUUUGGGAAGAAAUGGAAUCAUCUGCAGGGUCCAGCACUGUGUGUGUUCAACAACAAAGUGUUUUCUGAUGCUGACCUGGCUGGCAUUCAACAGCUGGGAGAAGGAGGAAAGCACAACACUCCAGGCAAGACAGGAAAAUACGGAGUUGGAUUCAAUUCUGUGUACCAUCUGACUGACUGCCCAUCAAUCCUCACUGGAGAUCAGAAGCUCUGCAUUUCUGAUCCUAAUCAAAAAUACAUUGAAAGUCAUUCAGACAAACCACUAUCUGGCAUUGGCUAUAAACUAGCAGACACUUUUAAGAACAUGUAUGUAGAUGUCUACAAAUCCUUUCUUCCAGACAGUUUUCCUCUUAAAGAAGGCACCAUGUUCAGAUUACCUCUAAGGAUGGGUACCAUGGCAAAUGGCUCUAAAAUAUCACAGCAGGGAGUCACUGACCAUGACAUGAACGAACUCUGCUCUGCCCUCUCUGAAGAUCCUGAAGGACUCAUUCUGUUUCUGAAAAACAUCUGCAAGAUAGAAGUCCAUAAAAUCAAUGAACACUCAGGGAAACUGGAAACAGUCUUCACAGUUGAAAAAAGUCUACCAGAGAAAUGCAGAGGAGAAAAAGAUGCUUUUGUAAAGCUUCAACAAAAUGCGCUCCAAUCUGACAAACCGGUAACACCACACCAGGCUAUUUAUGGAACCAUAAUCUCAACCUCUGAUAAAAGACAAAGUAAAUGGAUCAUUGCAGAACAGUUUGGUUUGUUCAAAAACGAUGAUGAAGAAGAAAUAAAACUAUCAAACAAACUUCCCCAAGCAGCAAUAGCAGCACGUGUGAGCUCAAAUAGUUCAUAUUCAUCAUCCACCAAUAUGAAGUUUAAUGGAGAAGCCUUUUGUUCACUUCCUUUGCCAGGGACUACUGGACUGCCAGUGCAUAUCAAUGCUAAUUUUGAGGUAGACUCUUCUAGGAGAAACCUCUGGAAAGAAGACGGAAAAAGUCUGAAAGCUAAGUGGAAUGAAUCUUUGAAACAGAAUCUCAUCGGUCCACUGUAUGCAGACCUUCUUCAUUACAUCAGCCGUAACAAUGGAGAAAAGAAAGUCUCUCUUUCAAAAGUUGAGUUAUGUUUUGGCCACUCAUACUUGUGCUUUUGGCCAAUUGUGUCCACAGAUGUCGGUCAGGAGUGGCAUGAAAUGAUACAUGAGGUAUACAGAUCCAUCAAAGAAAGGGGCCUUAAUGUGAUUCCAGUGAUGAGAAGCUCAACACGUGUAAUUGCAGGACGAAAUAUUCAAGAGUACUCUUUUGACUGGUGUAACAUCAGAGAAACUGAAUCAACUAAGGCACCUUACCUGACACAUUCAGAUAAUUACAACAUUAUUCCCAUUUUGGAUGAUCUUGGAAUGAAACUGGUGCCUUUUUCCACUGAAAUGCAAAACAUUUGGAAUAGUUUCAGAUCUGCUGGAAUUGAACUGAAAGAUGUAAAUCCUGAAACUGUGCAGACUUUCCUGAAAGAAAAACCCCUCAAUGAUCCAGCCCAAACAGAUAAGGGGUUACCCCUGCCCAUAACUGACACUCUGAUCAGAGAUGAAGAACGAUGUUCAAAGCUUUUAAAGUUCUGCUUAAAAGAUUACUACCUAAAAAAGAUCACUGCAGACAAUUCCAGUGUACUCGAUGGACUUCCACUUCUUCUCACAAGAGAUAGAGUUUUGAGAGUGUUUAACUCAAAAGAGCCCAAGUUGAUGUCAAGAUAUGGCAGUCUGUUCAAUGGAUAUGAGUGCAAAUUUGCAGAUUAUCAGACCAACAAAGAGCACACUCCUGUGCUACUAGCUUUCAACGUUGUCACAAAUUUGACCGUUCACUGUGCAGCAGAUUACCUCACAACAUUAAUUCAGGGUCAUCUUCAGAACUGUGAUGUCGAUCCAGACAGUGGUCUUCAUGUCCCAAAUGAAAAAAUGUCAAAGUGGUUGAAUUCACUUUGGAAGUUCUUAACAAAUGAAAUUAAACCAGCAACAUCUAACAAAGGUGAACAAAGUGUAACAUUAAGUGAUGUGAGACAGCUCUUCGAGGACUGCUGCAUUUUACCUGUUGUGUGUCCAAGUUUAAACAACAAGCACUUCCUCCAAAAAAUGAAAGACAUGCCAAGUGUGAUUCAGUACGGCUCAUCACAUGAUACAUCAGGCAUCCUCUUUAAACUUGGUUUUAUGAAGCUUAACAUAGCAUUCUUCUCUGAGAUGCCUCAACAACGACAGUUACAUUUAUUGCUACAACCUGAACUUAUGGAUGUGAAUGACAGAAGCUCUGUUCUGGACCAGGUCUACAGCGUUAACCACUCCAAGUUUUCCCAGCUUUCCCCUAAUGAGAUGAACGAGCUUCAGAACUUCCUGCAGUCUGGAGUAUCCAAGGCCCAAAACACUCAGGAAUAUCAGAGAAAGCUCAAAUCCUUACCAUUAUUUGAAACAAUACAUGGUGAGCGAGUGAGGAUUGAUGGACCUGAAGAGGUAUUUAUCCUCAACAGUAGUCUUUCAGUGACAUUUCCAGACUUGUUCUUCCUGCCCCAGACCAACAGCAUUUUUCUCAAAUACCAGCCAGAGAACUGCAGUCUAUCCCAAACACUGCACAUCCAGAUCCUGUCUGAUAUGGAGUAUUUCAUGAAGUUCAUUCUGCCAAUUGUACAUAGUCUCAAAGAGAGGCAGUUGUUUUGCUGUCUCAAGCUGUUACUGUCACUACAUUAUGAUCCAACUUAUUACCAGUACAAGGAGAAAAUCAUCUCCUCAAUGAAGACUGUGAAACUGAUUUGCAGUUCUCAAGGCAGAAUGGAAAUGGCAUCAUACUACUAUGAUGAGAGGGUCAAUCUCUUUAAGGAAAUGUUGCCCCAGGAAAGAUUUGUGCCUCAGAGAUUUUGGAGCGAGUUGUGUGACGGUAAUCCAGGAACAACAGAUCGAUUUAAAAAUCUGGUUCAAGAACUUGGAAUGAAGCAUAUUGUGUCAAAUGACGAUAUAAUAAACUUUGCACACCAGUUAGAAUCAGACACAAAAGGCAACUGUCAGCUUGAAGGGCUGAAAAAGAAAUCAACAUUACUUUUCAGAGAAGCCUUGAAUAAAGCAAGUAAUGAUGACAAAAACAAGACAAAUUUGCUGCAGAGCAUAGCUGACAUUAAGUUCAUUUUUCCAGCGACAAUUCGAAAAGAACUGUGCAACUAUCAUCAACCAUUUGCCACAGAGAAAACGGCUGUUAAAAUCAGAGGAUCUCUGAUACAAAGUGAGUCUACACAUCAAGAACUGAUUUGGUCUUCAAUGCCAAUUAUACAUUUACCAGCCUAUGUGACAUCUAAGCUCAAGCAAAUGAUGAAAGAUGCAGGUGCUCAUGAAAAGCCACCUUCACAAUGUGUAACCAAUAACAUGAGCAACAUCUGUCAGUCGCCCUGCAAAAGUGAAGAGUUGAUUGAAACCCGUGCUAAGGUGUUUCGAAGUUCCUAUGCCUACUUGCAAGCAAAUGGGUUUAAAGGACAGCCACUGGCCGGUCUUCCUGUUGUGUUGGUCGAAAAAGAUACAGAACUUGUGAAGACUGAUGAUACGGUUCUUACACUCCCCUAUUACAAAGAGUUCAGACCAUAUUUGUACAGCAUUUCUCCACAGGAUGUCCUGGUCACAGAUUUCUUCAAGAAAAUUGGUGUAAAGGAGAAGCCUACUGCAGUGCAGUAUUGUAAUGUUCUGGCAGCAGUUUUUGCCGACUCCUGUGAUAAACCACAACUAAACCCAAACCAGCUCAUAACUGUGAAACGUGCAGUUGAGCAGUUAUUUAAGCUGAUCAAAGCUCAAAAAAGCCAGUCCCUCAGUGAUGUAAAGACCUUGUAUCUUCCUGCAGUAGAUGGUAAAUUAUACCCAUCAUGCUCACUCUACUACAAUGACACAGUGUUUGAGACCAGACGGUUAGAAGAAGCACUGGAGAACAGAAAUACACAUCUGUUACUUGCGAAACUCAGUGAAUGUCAUCUGGGCAACGACUUCUAUGAGCAUCAGCGGUUGCUGCAAUUGCUGCCUCCAAACUUUCAGCCUAUGAUGCUGUCUCAGGUCACAGAGGAGAAAUUAGUAGAAGUGUACAUGCAGUUUUGUGAGUUUGACACUGGAUGUCAAUUUAGUGGAUGGUUUGACAAACAUCUGUCCUCAGUAGCAUUCAGAUAUGGCCUAAUCUGUCUUAUCAGAGAGCAGUCUAAAGGAGAAAUAACACAAGAAGAUGCUGCCAAGAUGUGUGAGAAGACUUUUGGCAGUAUUCAGAUUGUCUGCUGCAAAAGCCUGAAAACAAAGCUUUGGCUGAAUCAACAGCCACUAGACAACACUGCCACUGAAACUGAUGUUUUUGUCAAAGGAGGGCAACAAGGUUGUGUCUUUUACUUAAAACACAAUGAUGACCUGGCUCCUAAGGUGAUAAAUGGCAUCAACAUGACAUUGACAAAGGAGAUUAAUGCUCUUUUAGGAAACAAAAUUGCAUCAGGUCACAUCCCAGUCCUGGGGCACCUUCUCACAUGUGACAAUCUGGAAGAUGUUCAGAAAGUUCUGGCUAAGUAUGAGAUCCGUGACAGUGCUGAAACUAAAAGCUUCCGUCAAGAUCCACCAGCCCCUGGGACAGAUAUUCCAGAAAAGUGGUAUGAUUCCUUAGAUAUGAAUGUCCUCAAUAACUUUGAAGAAGGGGAAUAUGUUGGCUACAACACUGAGGAGAAGUACAUUUAUGCAGUUAUUGUUGAAGAACUGCCUGGAAAAACUGGACGGUAUUCACAGAGAUAUAAAAUAGAUAUUGGAGAAGAUGAGCCAAUCGAAGUCAGUUGUGUUGACCUGUAUCAGUUUAAACGGGAAAAGAAGCCAAAACCUGAAGAGAGGACUUGCACAUCUGCUGAAGCUUCUUGUAUGGAGCUGGUGCCACUAGAGGGACCUGUGCCGCAUUCUUCUCUACCAUCAACCUCAAGUUCCUCAUCUACAAGAUCCUCACCAGCCUCUGUUGAUGAAGCUAAAAGGGAAAUUGACAAAUGUUUGGCAGAGAUCUGGACUCUUCCUCAGGAGGAGAGGCAAAAAGCCAUCAAGCGACUGUACCUUAGAUGGCAUCCUGACAAAAAUCUUGACUGUCAGGGACUUGCCACUGAAGCAUUCAAAUACUUGCAGAAUCGGAUUGACGAGCUCAGCAAAGGCAAAGGCAAAACAGGCUCAUCUUGUCCUGGAGGAAACUCACAUUUCAGAGACUUCUACCAGCAGUGGAAUCAGGAGGCCCGGUAUCACAGAAGGGGUCGAGAGAGCUACUAUAGUAACUUCCAUUCCUACAACUUUUGGACCCAUAAUGAAAAUGUCCCGAGGCCAAACACAGAGGAGGCCCGGCGCUGGUGCAGACAGGCUCGCUGCGAUCUCAACGCAGCUUACAAAGACAAGGGUGGAGGGAGCACAGAAUGGUGUCUGUUCAAAAUCCAUCAAGCUGUGGAAAAGUCUCUUAUAGCUGCAGAGUAUAAACGAUCUGGUCAAAAUCCCACACCCUGCUCCAUUUCAGCAAUUGCUGAAAAAAUUUCCCUGAACAAUCCCAAACUGAGAAUUCUGCCCAAAAUUGUGGAACAUCUUAAGAAGCUGGGAGUGGACAACAAAAAAACUCAAUAUCCUAACUGCCACCGAUUUCCCCACAUUCCAAAUGAUCAGUUCAACUCAGAGAAUGAAAUGGAAGCUCUGAGCCAGGCGUCCAAGCUGCUCGAUCAAGUCGAGGCAUAUGUGAAUUAGGGAUUCAAGACAGACAGUUCAUGUUGGAAGAGUGAAUUAGAUUUUUUUUUUUUUAUGUCAACAAUACUGUUAAGCUAUAUGGUUAUGUUGAAGCAUCACUAUGACAGAACAAUUAUUUAAAAGGAUAAACAUAAGCCUGAGUUAUACAUAUGAAAAUUCUGAAUGAAACGUGUUUUGAAAAUGUUAAUUGUUUUGUGCAUUGUUGCAGACAUGUCUACUUACUGAGAACCAGUAUAAUCACUGUAUACCUUAAGUUGUUUUUCUCUUGACAUUGUAAACAUGUAUGAUUAGUCUGAGAACCAAUGUAGUCACCGUACAACUAUGUGAUAAUUAUAACCAAAACUAAUUUUACCACUAGUUAACUAAUUUUUGUUUGUUCUUUUAUCUGUUCUCUUUUGUAAAUGACAUUUAGUAAAGGAUGAAACAGUAAAUCCUGUUCAUGAUUUUAAACAUGAUAGUAAAAAUGUCACCAGACACUGUAGGACAAGUGAGUUUGGAAUUAACUUCCUGCACUACUACAUGUAGUAUUUAGACAAGUAUCAUCAACAUCACUGUUGGACCAAAAGUCAUAAAAACUCAGUCCGAGAUUCUAGAGAGGUUUUCUUCUUUUUAUUCAUUAAGAAAAGGUGUUAUGAAAAUAAUGACAACUAAUCACAUAGACAAAUGAUCUUUCCAUAUGUGAAUGACUAAAGUUUGCUCUGGAGGACGUGAUUAUCUCAGCAGUCACCAGAGCAAACCUGUCUUCUCAUUGUGCUCAAAGUGUGCUUGGCCUCAUCCUAAAGUAAAAAUGUUACAAGGCUAUUGAUGUCUCUCUCCAAUGUUCACUAAUGAAUCAGUUUGAAAUAAUUUGUUUUUUGAAAAACAAAGUUCUUGUAUAUACCAGA